Molecule: messenger RNA, 2542 nt
Organism: Dendronephthya gigantea
Lineage: Eukaryota; Metazoa; Cnidaria; Anthozoa; Malacalcyonacea; Nephtheidae
Exons: 1
Coding region: 151-1860 (569 amino acids)
Source: RefSeq, a predicted model, not a curated record
GAAGGCAUUUUAUUUGUGUUCGAAGCUGCUGACAAAGCAGUUGUUUCAUAAAACGUCUAGAUAAGUUAAGUUAACAUUCACAAUAUAGAAUAGAAACGCGUUUAUUUGAUAUUCAUACGACGGUCAGGGAACAGCCAAACAAUUAACAAAAUGGUAGAUGUUGUAUUAAGAAUUACCUUGGGUUUGUUUGUAAAAAAAGCUCGAAGUUUGUUGUGCGAGAAGCUUAAAGACGGUGGUUUAAACUCUCAGGAGCUUCGUCGCUUAAUUAUGAGCAAUCUUCAAGAUAUCCAAACGCAACUCACUGGCCUGGCUCGUGGUAAUCUUCUUACCAGUGCGAGUAAUCUUCAGGAAGGAUUGCGAUUAUUAGAUGCUUCGGUGCCAGACGAACCAAACACCCUAACACUUCCGCUUCAACAAGACGACAAAACAAGCAAGCUUGAUCAAGGCUCUUCCUGUAGAAAAGAUUCACACCUUGACGUGGAUGCAGUCUCUGGACUUACAGAAGCUAUCGAUAAGAUGAAGGUAAAUUCCAGCGACCAUUUCUUAUCCGCCAUGGAGUCGUUCAAGAAUGCCAACACGGAAGCAACCAAAGCAUUCCACAACGAAGCUCUGAGCGUUGAAGAUCGAGUUCUCGCUACGAAACUUCGCGUCCAAAGCAGAAUUCUCCUCAGCCUUGAAAAUGCCAGCCUCGCAAAGGAGCCUUGUAGAUUGUACUUGGAGGAACUACAUGGCUUAUCUUCGAUUGUGGAAAUAUUUCACAACGAGUUUGAAGGUGGGAUGCUGGCGUUAUUGAACAAAGAAAAACGACACGAACUUGUCCUUUCUGUGUCUGCGAUUAACGUGGUUGUGUUCAAUUUUUUGAAAAAAUUUACCGAAGCUCCAAUAUCUUUAUAUGACUGGCCGAAUCUGAAUAAAAGCGCAUACAAUCCUUUGAUUCCAGACAAAAAUAUUUGUGUGGAAUUACAAAAUUCCGAAAUUAAAAUACCUGGUCUAUUCGUGGUUGAAAACGUCGAUAGAAAUAUUAGCAAGCAGCAUAUUAAUUCGGUUACCGUGAACAGUGAUGGACAGUUGUUUUUGGGAACCAAAGAUUUUAGAACUGGGCAGGUUACUUUUUUGAAAAUAGCAGUGAAUGAUGUGAAAAUCCACCCAUUCCAGUCACAACACCAGUUUUUCGUAGCGAUUGACAGUUACGAUAAUAUCUAUGUGUUAACAGAUAACGAUUGCCCUCCUGAAGGAUCUGAUUCGUUAGUACCCAUACCUUGCACGCUGUUUGCUUUUGAUUCGAAAGAGAUCGAAACUAACCGUUUUGAAGUUGGUAACUGUGGGUCGUGUGACAAAUCGGCACUUGUUCCAACCCCAGAUGGGUUUGUUUUGGUGAAUUACAAUGAGGCAACAUCCGCAGAGGUGGCAUUCUAUCGGAACAACGGAGGAAAAGCCCAACGCACAUCAAGCUUUCCAAUCAAGAUAUCGUGGGAGCGUUUACUCUGCACAGUAACCAAUAAGUACCAAGUAGUCGUGGUAGAGGAGGGUGGUUUUCAUGUUCAUGUCUAUGAGAAAGAUGGUCAGGUAACGCGAGAAUUUGAAUUGUAUGGAGGAAAGGAUGAGUCUUGUGUCAGCAUCGCUUUUAAUUAUCUCACGGAGGAAGUAGUUUUCGUCACGCGUGUUGGAAGUUGGUACUUUUUGUCCACUUACGUGAUUGAGUCAGGCGAACGUCGCCUAAGCACAAGAUUGACGCUGUUUGGUAAAAUUAGUUCCGAAGAUAUUAGAUACUAUUGGAAGCUCAAAUCACCUCAUCUAACAUCGCACUAUAAGGGACCCAUGGCCUUAGUUUCUAAUGAAUACGUACUUUACAUUCAAUGAUAAGAGAGGUCAAGAUGCUCGUGGCGGUGAGAGAGAGGGUUGGGAAGAGGGAACCCUGCAUGUUAUCAAGUUUGGUUCUAAGGCAUUAGGCUGGAUUUCUCAUUUCAGAGAAAUAUAGUUUGCAUGAAUUUUUAUUUAAUCGCAGUAAAAACAUUAACAGAUGAAUUAUUGACAAUGAAUUAAUGAAUUUAACUAGUUUAUAUAAGUUUAAUGUGUGGAAAUUACUCAUUGGUGAUUAGCAUUGAUUGGUAUAGUAAUAAUUUAAAUGAUAUAAAGCUAGCUAUAUAGCAAAACAAUAAGAAACCCCGCGGUUCUUGACUACUUUGUACUAUUAGUUGUAUUCAACGAAAUGUCUUCACAUAUAUGUACUAUUAUUAUACAAGUCAUACACAAAUAUAUGAAAGCCAGCAACAGUUGAGAAACAUUCGUCAACUAUACGUCCUCCAAUGUUUUGACGAAUAAGGUUCGGAGGUAGCUGACAAGGUCGAGCGGGGUAAAUGCGUAUCUAUAAUUAUGUGGUAGUGCGUGUGAGUAAAUAAAGUAAAUCAUUUGAGUUCUUGUGCCAUUUUCCUCGAUUUGAGAUAAUCUCGAGAGGAUGAGAAAGUCUUACAUACGACUGGAAAUCAUAAACAAAUGAAUUCAACUAUAGGAACAGUUGAUAAAAUACGUGAACAAAAUGUUA